Messenger RNA from Fusarium musae, 804 nucleotides. RefSeq lists its product as uncharacterized. The record is from RefSeq and is a predicted model, not a curated record. The transcript has a single exon. Gene Ontology annotation, molecular function: RNA polymerase II CTD heptapeptide repeat phosphatase activity; RNA polymerase core enzyme binding. NCBI's taxonomy places the organism in Eukaryota, Fungi, Ascomycota, Sordariomycetes, Hypocreales, Nectriaceae. Bases 1 to 804 code for a protein of 267 amino acids. Gene Ontology annotation, cellular component: nucleus; cytoplasm.
AUGGCCUCAACGUCUAAACAGCCCCCAAAGGGUAUUCUGAAGAAGCCCAAGUCUAUCAAAGAACGAAAUGCCGACCCCAGAGAAAUCGCCAUAGAGCAUGCCAAGAUCAUCCAACAUCGUAAAGACCUUGAAGCAGAAAUCCUCGACAGCUUGGUCCUCCUCUCCGAAUACCCUCUCGUCCGCGAACACCCUUACAACGCCUCCAACCCUUCUCCAUCUGAUAUCGCCGACUUCAAGGCUCAUGUGCGACUCUUUCAACCUUCCGACUACGACGACCUCGUGAUCGAGCGCAAUGUGAACGAGCUUUGUGGUUACACCCUCUGCUCGCGACCACGAAGGAAUACGGGCCCUGGCGGUCAAUGGAAGAUUUCCAACGGGAAUAUCAUGAAGCGCGAGGACCUAGAAAAAUGGUGCUCCAACCAGUGCGCCCGCCGCGCUCUUUAUGUCAAGGUGCAGCUUAACGAGACAGCUGCCUGGGAGCGGGCAGGUAUCCCAGAUAUUGAGAUCGAUUUACUCGACGAGGACAAAUCGAAGGAACCAGAAGUCGACCGAGCUGCCCGAGAGCUUGGUCAGCUUAAGCUCGAGGAGCAAAGGCAAGCAGCUCGAGAUGAAGCCGCUCUUGCUCUUGAACGAGGCGAACCAGAUGCAUCACAAAGCAAGAGCAAGAAGAUGAAUAUCACACUGAAGGAAAAUGAUCCUAAAGCGCCAUCCGCCUCAUCUGACAAACCAGAAGUCUACGAUGAACAUUUACUCGUUGAGGGCUACAGAACAAAACUCAACCUGGAGGAUAAGACGAAAGAUUGA